Messenger RNA from Lindgomyces ingoldianus, 4002 nucleotides. RefSeq lists its product as uncharacterized. The record is from RefSeq and is a predicted model, not a curated record. The transcript is spliced from 4 exons. Gene Ontology annotation, biological process: protein transport. Bases 1 to 4002 code for a protein of 1333 amino acids. NCBI's taxonomy places the organism in Eukaryota, Fungi, Ascomycota, Dothideomycetes, Pleosporales, Lindgomycetaceae.
AUGGCUGCCCAAAGCAAUGGGAGGGCGAAGAAGCCCAAGAAAUCUGCUGCGAACGGCCAUCCGAACGGCCACGCAAGCAAGUCGAGCAUCUCUGCACCACUUGCACGAUCGCCGACGCAGGCGCGGCAGAGGAAGGGCGUCAUGAAAGGCUUCACAAACGUCUUUGGAAGACUAUUGUCGUGGUAUAUCCUCAUCACCGUCUUCUUCCGCUGCCCCUCCUCUCUCUCCUCCAUUUCGGAGACUUCGCCGCAGAUUUGCAAGCCCUAUCUCCACGCCCGAUCAUACGCGGCGCCAUACUUGGAUCCAUACUAUCACACCUACAUAGCCCCCCAAAUCGAGAAGGUCCAACCGUACGUCGACCGUCUCGACGCUCAGGUGUACACUCCCGUAGCGACCUUUGCCAAGGAUAAGUACGCGGUCUAUGGCGCCCAUCGAGUAGACCAAGCCCAAAAGUAUCUGGAAGCGGAGUGGGAUAGCACCCUUCGCCCUCAGUUGCAGAAUGCUCAGAAGCAAGUAACGGCUCAAUACGAUGCACACUUGGCGCCACACGUCAAGCAGGCCUCCGACUACGUCGCACCCUACUAUGAGCAGACAAAAGAGAGCAUGUUGGAGAUAUAUCAUCUCUCCGUACUCCCGGCAUACGAAGCCGCCUUGCCUUAUGCACAGCAAAGUUACCGCCAUGGCCACCACAUUGUCUCCCACAUAAUCUUUCCCUACGUCCGCUCUGCCAGAGAAAUUAGCUGGACCUUUCUUACUCGAACUCUGUGGCCUCAACUCCGAGUGCUCUAUGGAGACAAUGUUGAGCCUCAGCUAGUUCGGAUCCGAGAAAGGCUUGGAAGGUACCGAGACGGGCAGAAGAUUGAGUCCAUUUUCGACAGCGCCGUCGAGUCGGAUCCAACCAAUGCGUCAGGAACCACAAAGAUGAUGCCCACGGUAGCGAUACCGUCUGACAUUGAUGCCGACUCGGCUCGCGAGAUGAUGGAUCUUCUUUGGUCCUCCGAUACCUCAACCGCCGAGGUCACGACAGCGACGGGGACGGCGCCGGCAGGGUCCACUGAACCCCAACUUACAGGUGAAGAGCUGCGAGAGAAGCUUAACAACGAUCUGAGGCAAUGGCAGUCCAAGUUUGCGGAGGCAGCUGAUAAAGGUGCAGAGGAUCUGGAGCAGCGAGUUGCCGAACUUACCAAGCGCCAAGUCGAAAAUGGUGUCAAGGGACACGGAGCGGCUCUGGUCGUCCAGCUUGAGGAGACGUCGAAAUCAACCAUCGAGAAGUUUAGGAAGUUCAUUAAGCAGGCUGUGGAGAAUCUUCCUGAAGAUGCUACCGAGGAACAGCUGGAGUCCGUCUAUGAAAAGUGUAUCGGGAAGACCCGUGAGCUCGGACUUCAGGUCAAAGAAAAGGCCCAGGCGGUUCGAACCUGGAAGGCUUCCUAUGAUGAAGAGACAGAUAACCUUGUGAAGGCCGCGGUCGAGAACACUCUCGCUGUCCUUGAUCGUAUUCACGGCUUAGGCCUUCAGGAGGUAGGAAUGCGGUGGGCUUGGACCGACGGUGUGACUUAUAAUGAUUGGCAGAAUUACCAUAAGCUAAGAAAUACGCUUACAGAGUGGGAAGAAGAAGUCGAAGCCGUCGGCUCACGACACGAAGGUCUUAGGGUUGCGCACGAAGAGUCUAAGAAGCUUGAAGACGAUGCCAUGGCCAUCUCGGCGAAGAUGGUCAGCGAAUUGGUUCGACUGAAGGAGGUCGCGAAAUGGAAGAUCUGGGCCAACGAUGCGACAGACGACUUCACGAACAAGAAAGUCCCUGCCAGGGCUUUCAAGGUCGCCAAAGAUGUUGUCGAUAGUGUGGAGUCAGCUGCCUCUAAGGUAUCUGAGUCCAUUGUAGGCUCAGAGCAGCCAGCCACCGAAAGCCGAGCUUCCGUUGUCAAAGACAAAGUUGCCGAUGCUUCCUCCAAGGUAUCCGAAGCCAUCCUUAGCUCCAAAACCACAGCAGAGAGCGUGGCGCCUGAAGUAGGGGAGAAGGUUGAGGAUGUUACGAAAGAAGCUAAGGAAACUAUUUCUUCCGUAAUUGACGAGCCCAAGAGGGUGCUGGGAGGAGCGAUGGCUCAGGUGAUGGCCGAAGCUAAAGAAAUCGUGUUAGAUGACGUCAUUGAGGAUGAUGAGGCGGGAACAUAUUCGGAGAAAGUUCAAAGCAUGGUCGCUGAAGCCGGUGAUCGUGCCGCCGACCUCAGCAGGGCUGUCAGUGAAGCACUUCUGGGCCCGUCGAAGACCCAAGGAUCGGUGGAGUCGAUCACUUCGCUGGCUAGUGAGCAGUAUGAGCGGGCUAUGGCUGCCGCGUCGAGCGUUCUGUACGGCACCGAGCAGCAGCCAAUCGAAAGUAUGACGAGCGUUGCUUCCGAGAAGUUUGCUCAGGCAGUAACUGCAGCAUCGUACGCUAUAUAUGGCACCCCCACUCCAACUGCCAUAAUCAAGACUGUCCAGAUCCAGGCCAGUUCUCGAUACAAUGAUGCCAUUAGUUUGGCGAACGAGCAGUAUUCCGACGCCAAAUCACAGCUUUCAGAGCUCUUCUCAGGAAAACUAAAACCCGCCCAUGAGACUAUGCUGUCGAUGAUUGAAAAGGCCUAUUCUGAUUCCAUUGCUGCUGCUAGCGAGAGAUUGCAGGUCGCUUUGCAGUACACCGAUUCAAUCAAAAGCUAUGCUGCCGGUCCCACUCAGGGAUACUUCGAAUCUGUCUCCUCGAUUGCGUCGUCAAAGCUGUCUGAGGGCAUUAGUGCCGCAUCCGCCCAGCUUUCCCUCCAAACAACACCCGCGCUUGGAGGCGCACGUCGGCAAUACUACGAAGCUCUCGGUCUCGCUCAUGCGCAGUACUCAGAAUUCCUUAACGCUGCUUCAACUGCUGCGUACGGACCCCAACAAGGGACUAUUGAGUCUAUUGCUUCUGUAGUCUCAGAGUCGGCGUCAUCAAUUGCGUCGGAGAUCUCUGGAUCUGCGCAAUCCGUUGCUUCCCAAGUCAGUGAGGCGGCUGAAUCUGCUGCUUCACGCGUCAGCUCUGGUGUCAUCGGCACUGAGACUCCCUUGACUGGGUCCGUCGCCUCGGAAGCAAGUCAAAACUGGGAAGCUCUCAUCGCGAAAGCCAGCACACAAAUAUACGGCGCACCUACACCAUGGGCUGAAUCGAUUUACUCUCAAGCCGGUGCAUAUGGUGCUCAGGCUACCACCCAAGCCGGAGAACAGUACGCCGCCGUCCAAGCCCUCAUCUCCGAGCUUGUUGUCGGAAAAGAGCCUGAUUUCACAGAGAGCGUGAUGCUCAGGUUCUCCUCUGCCUAUUACAUCGGAUUCCCAGCCGCCGUAUCUUCAAUGAACUCCUACGCUAGUGAAAACUACGAAGCUGCAACAUCUUACGCAGCAGAUGCGUAUUCUUCGGCUUCCUCCGUCGUUAGCCCCGCAUUCACCCCUCCCCCCGUUGUCGAAAACAUCCUGAGCCAGGUCAACGAGCAGAUCAGCAUGGCCGUCGAAAGCGCGUCUAUCGCCCUGUAUGGCACGCCAAAAGGCAGAAUCGAAGAAGCCAGUGAAUCCGCUGCGUCCGCGUACGCAUCCUUGCAAUCUAAAGCCAGUGAAGCUAUUUUUGGAACCCAAGAGGCCCAGAAUAGCUUCGCCGCUAUUGCAGCGAGUGCGCAAGCGGCGAUCAAUGAGGCUGUCUUUGGCACGCCUACGCCGAGCGGAUAUGUGGUGUCAGUUACUAGUGGCGCUGAGAGCGUGUAUAGCUCUAUUUCAUCUGUUGCGAGCGAAAAAGUGGCGGAUGUGGCAAAUGCUGUUAGUGAGGCUAUCUAUAGGCCUGAGCAAGGGGCUGUAGAGAGCGCGAGGAGUAGGGUAGCGGCUGCAGUUGAGGCAGCGAAUUCCCGCAUCAGUGAAAUGUAUGCAGGUGCAGCGAAGAGUGUGGAAGAAGGUGCGAACAGCAUGUCGAGCGUGGUGACAGCGGCGACGCAAAGAGUCAAGGAUGAGUUGUAG